GGCAAAAAUGUUCCAAGCGAGAGCGAGAUAGCAAAUGUGCGUGAAAGAACGGCGUGACAAAAAAAAUCGCUCGAUGGAAAGUAAACAAACAGAACGGGAGAAACCAGUGAAAAGCAUGACCGGUUUUUUGUUGGCUCUAUUUUAGCUACCGUCGGAGCAAUCGUCUCUGAUCCAGUAUGUUACGGGUCCGUACCGUGUGUUCUGCCCUGGAGUACCGCUAGAAUUUGUGCCGUUCAUUAACACCUACACACCGCCGGAGCACGAAACAGCCCUUGAGACACACGCAUACAGGCACGGCAGUGGGUUUUUGAUUAGCGUCUUUUAUUAGCGAAAAGACUAGGAAAAAGCAUCAUCGCGAAGCGGACGGGUUGUCGGAGGAGAUGCUAUCCAGAGUUUCCGUUCUGCAUCUAGAGCUGCUGAACAAUGGUGCGGGUGGAGCGGGCGGCAAACCGACGGCCGGUCAGCUGCUGGCGGUGGCAGCCGGUGUCGGUGUGGUGACGGCGGUCGGGUACGGUGUGUACCGGUUGCUAAAGUACCGGGCCGAGCAGCAACCACCCACCGAAUGGCACCGCGUUGGCGAAGUGUCCGAUCUGUGGAUCUAUCCGAUCAAAUCGUGCGGUGCCGUACGGGUACGCCAGUUCCAGUGCUCACCGAUCGGACCGCAGCUCGGGCUGCUGCGGGACCGUAUCUUUAUGGUUGUGAAAAGUGCGGACGGAAAGUUUAUUACCGGCCGGUCGCAUCCGACGCUGGUGCUGGUACAGCCCGCGUUCGAUGAGCGGUACGAACGGAUGACCUUGUCCGCCCCGGGCAUGAUGGAUAUCGCGGUGAACGUGAAGCAAUUGCUCGAAACCGUACCGGGCAACUUUUCCGUGUGGGAUCAACCGGUCGCGGCAGUUGACUGUGGGGAGGAAGUGGCCCGAUGGUUGUCCCGGUUCCUGCUGAGCGAAGAUUUUGGCCUCCGGCUAGUGUACUAUCCGCUGGAGGGGCCUACCCGCCCGGUGCGGGAAAAGAACCGGAUCCACACACUGCUGACGGCACGUGAUUCCGGUGCGCUGCACGAUGCCACGAGCUAUAUGCUCGUGUCGGAAGCGUCGGUAGCGGAUGUAAACACACGGCUGGAGAAACCGGUUCCGGCGCUUCAGUACCGGGCGAACAUACUGGUAAAGGGACCGAGUGCCUUCGAGGAGGAUGACUGGAAGUGGAUCCGGAUCGGGGAUACCGUCUACCGGAACGUGAAACCAUGCACCAGAUGCCUGUUUACGAACGUCGAUCCCGAAACGGGUAUCAGCAAUCCGGCCCAGGAACCGCUGACCACACUCCGGAAGUAUCGGCUCAAGCCCGGCCUGGGCAACUCACCGGUCGUCGGUAUGCAGAUGGGCAUCCGGACGCUCGGUGCGAUCGGGCUCGGUGACACCGUGUACGUCGGCUGAGCGAAACCCCCCCGGUUCGAAACCACCAAAAAGGCCAGGCAGGAAGUGUGUGUGUUUGUAUGCUUUUUAUGCUUUAUUUUUAAUUUAAAUGCACUAUCACACGGCUAUCAACCCUGAUACGGUA
Messenger RNA from Anopheles stephensi (Asian malaria mosquito), 1554 nucleotides. Its product is annotated as mitochondrial amidoxime reducing component 2-like. The transcript is spliced from 5 exons. NCBI's taxonomy places the organism in Eukaryota, Metazoa, Arthropoda, Insecta, Diptera, Culicidae. Gene Ontology annotation, molecular function: molybdenum ion binding; catalytic activity; pyridoxal phosphate binding. The record is from RefSeq and is a predicted model, not a curated record. The coding region runs from base 381 to 1430 and encodes 349 amino acids.